AUGGCCAAUGGUCAGGCACCGUUUUCUGAUAUUGGAAAAAGGGCGAGAGACCUUUUAUACAAGGAUUACAACUUUGACCACAAGUUUAGCUUGUCAAUUCCAAACUCCACUGGAUUGGGGCUUAUAGCAACUGGAUUGAAGAAGGAUCAAAUUUUUGUUGGUGACAUAAGUACACUCUACAAGAGUGGAAAUACUACAGUGGAUGUGAAAGUUGAUACAUACUCUAAUGUAUCUACAAAAGUUACUGUGAAUGAUAUCUUGCAUGGUACAAAAGCUGCUUUGAGCUUCAACAUACCGGAUCACAAGUCUGGGAAGUUUAUUCACUUGAUUGAGAUUGGUUGCGAUCAGAAAUCUCAAAUUGAUAAAGUUAGUGCACCCAAUCAUCUAGUUUUAAGAAUGAUGCUUUCUGUUUUCUCCUUGUGGGGAGGUGUGGUAGAGAGACUGUCUGUUAUCUUGUGUCAUACCUGGAAACAGCCUCUCAAAUUAUGGUCAUGGUGGGCUGUGGCUGCUAAGCUGGAUGUGCAGUACCUCCAUCCUCAUGCAGCCAUUGAUUCUAGUAUUGGUUUGAAUCCAUCCCCUCUAUUGGAGCUUUCAGCUGCAAUUGGCAGCAAAGAUCUUAGUCUUGGUGCUGAAGUUGGAUUUAAUACAACUUCUGCUUCGUUCACAAAAUACAAUGCUGGAGUUGCCUUCAAUAAACCGGACUUCUCAGCAGCACUUAUACUGGCUGAUAAAGGACAGACCCUGAAGACAUCAUACAUACAUCAUGUGGAUCGCCCUGAUGAAUUUACAGUUGCUGCUGAAAUCACCCACAGGUUUUCCACCUUCGAGAACAGAUUUACUAUUGGGAGCUCACAGUUAAUAGAUCCAAAUACAGUAUUAAAGACUCGGUUCAGUGACGAUGGGAAAGCUGCCUUCCAAUGUCAACGAGCAUGGAGGCCAAAUUCACUUAUAACCCUGUCUGCUGAAUAUGACUCCACGAAGAUCUUUAGUUCAUCCACCAAGUUCGGUCUUGCUCUUUCUCUCAAGCCUUAA
Sphenostylis stenocarpa is the source of this 1032-nucleotide messenger RNA. The record is from the annotation of a GenBank genome assembly. NCBI's taxonomy places the organism in Eukaryota, Viridiplantae, Streptophyta, Magnoliopsida, Fabales, Fabaceae.